CAGCCAAUAACCACAUUUAUCAUCACCAACACACCUCAAUGGCAACUUCCGCAGCCGUCGCCUCCUUCCCCACCCCGGCAGAGCACCAUCUUACCGCCUUCUACCCACACUUCCUCACGCUCACUGCAUUGAUCUACCUCCUUGGUCCCUCAGCCGCCAGCAUCACUCUAAUCCUCUCGAUCACGCUUAUCACCGGCUGCCUGAUCCUCCGUCCACAAGCAUUCCCGCCCUCGCACUCAGCCGCGGUCGUUGCCGCCGCCUCUUCCGAUAUGCGCACCACGCAGGAGGUCCGAGCUUUCUACUACGGCUACAUCAAGGGCUUCGAGGACGGGAAGCGAGACGGGGACACGGGUGUAGCUGUAGCUGCAGCGGUGGAUGACGUCGACGAUGUGGAUGCGAGGAGUGAGCGCACUGUUGGCACCACUGCUACAAGGCCGAAGAGUGCGAGAGGCGGCAUCUGUGGCCCCGCCGUCAUGUGGAAGGAUCGCCCGGCGUUCUCGGCGAGUACGGGGUCCAGUCGACCUGCGAGUGUGCUCGGUUGACGGUUGGGGAACGAGGGGAGGAGGAAUGCGAGGAAUGGGAUGAGGAGAGGGAGGGUGGGCAUGGCUAGCGGUGAGGUGGGAGUGGGCUUGGAUGGGACGGUUGAGCUUUGGCUUGAGGGAUGCUGCUGCGAAGGGGAGGACGACGAGACGCUUGAUCCAGUGGACAUUGUGGGUGAGCCGGACCGCAGUUGAAGGACAAGCGGUUGAGUUUUUUGUGCUCCCAUUGUGAGGUUGAACUGGGCGUAGCAGUGGUCAUUGAGGAUGGAGUUCGGUGUGUGG
Messenger RNA from Tricharina praecox, 821 nucleotides. RefSeq lists its product as uncharacterized. Lineage: Eukaryota; Fungi; Ascomycota; Pezizomycetes; Pezizales; Pyronemataceae. The transcript has a single exon. The coding region runs from base 39 to 542 and encodes 167 amino acids. The record is from RefSeq and is a predicted model, not a curated record.